AUGGCGGGAGGGAGACCUCAGCUGAAGAGGAGUUUUUCCAUCAUCCCCUGCUUUGUCUUCGUGGAGUCGGUACUGCUGGGCAUCGUGGUCCUGCUUGCCUACCGCCUGGAGUUCACAGACACGUUCCCUGUGCACACCCAGGGCUUCUUCUGCUAUGAUAGUACCUAUGCCAAGCCCUACCCAGGGCCUGAGGCUACCAGCAGAGCACCCCCAGCCCUCAUCUACGCCCUGGUCACCGCUGGGCCCACCCUCACGAUCCUGCUUGGGGAGCUGGCACGUGCCUUUUUCCCUGCACCACCCUCAGCCGUCCCCAUCAUUGGGGAGAGCACCAUCGUGUCCGGGGCCUGCUGCCGCUUCAGCCCCCCACUGCGGAGGCUGGUCCGCUUCCUGGGGGUCUACUCUUUCGGCCUCUUCACCACGACCAUCUUCGCUAACGCGGGGCAGGUGGUGACCGGCAAUCCCACGCCUCACUUCCUGUCUGUGUGCCGCCCCAACUACACAGCCCUGGGCUGCCCGCCACCCUCACCGGACCGGCCAGGGCCCGACCGUUUCGUCACUGACCAGGGUGCCUGCGCCGGCAGCCCCAGCCUGGUGGCUGCUGCACGCCGCGCCUUCCCCUGCAAGGACGCUGCCCUUUGCGCGUAUGCCGUCACCUACACAGCGAUGUACGUGACACUCGUGUUCCGCGUGAAGGGCUCCCGCCUGGUCAAACCCUCACUCUGCCUGGCCCUGCUGUGCCCUGCUUUCCUGGUGGGCGUGGUCCGCGUGGCGGAGUACCGCAACCAUUGGUCGGACGUGCUGGCUGGCUUCCUGACAGGGGCAGCGAUUGCCACCUUUCUGGUCACCUGUGUCGUGCACAACUUCCAGAGCCGGCCACCCUCUGGCCGAAGGCUCUCCCCUUGGGAGGACCUGAGCCAAGCCCCCACCGUGGACAGCCCCCUCGAAAAGUUAAGUGUGGCCCAGGAACCCGAGGGCUGCAGGCCGCAUUCGACACCGGCACGGCUCACCCCAUCCAAGCCGCAGAACUGCGCCCGCCGUGGCCACCUGAUCCCCAACUGCGUGUCCUCCAGGGCUCCAGCCAUGUGUUCAUCGCCCCGUGUGCCCCGCCCUCGAUUGAGGUCUGAGCCGACGCCCCUGCCUCUGCCCCUGCCCCUGCCGGCACCAACCCCCAGCCAGGGCCCCUCACCCUCUUCGCCUGGGCCUGGGGGGCCGGGCGGGGGUGGUGGUCGUGGCCGGAAGCUGCUGCUGCCCACACCCCUGCUGCGGGACCUAUACACCCUUAGCGGACUCUAUCCCUCCCCCUUCCACCGGGACAACUUCAGCCCUUACCUGUUUGCCAGCCGCGACCACCUGCUGUGA
Molecule: messenger RNA, 1359 nt
Organism: Budorcas taxicolor (takin)
Lineage: Eukaryota; Metazoa; Chordata; Mammalia; Artiodactyla; Bovidae
Gene: PLPPR2
Product: phospholipid phosphatase related 2
Exons: 8
Coding region: 1-1359 (452 amino acids)
Biological process (GO): signal transduction; phospholipid metabolic process; phospholipid dephosphorylation
Molecular function (GO): phosphatidate phosphatase activity
Source: RefSeq, a predicted model, not a curated record